Molecule: messenger RNA, 3283 nt
Organism: Trachemys scripta elegans
Lineage: Eukaryota; Metazoa; Chordata; Testudines; Emydidae
Product: merlin-like
Exons: 19
Coding region: 360-2306 (648 amino acids)
Biological process (GO): positive regulation of protein localization to early endosome; regulation of organelle assembly; positive regulation of early endosome to late endosome transport
Cellular component (GO): cytoskeleton; filopodium; plasma membrane
Molecular function (GO): actin binding; cell adhesion molecule binding
Source: RefSeq, a predicted model, not a curated record
GAUUUGUCAGAGGGCGCUAACAGGCUGCAAUUCAUAGGAAACAAAGGAAAGGGAAGCCUGGAUUCUUAAUUUCAGUGACAGAACCGAGGAGUGAGGCUGGACCUUGAUGUGUGCUGCAAAAUGUGGAAUUUGGGAUUGAAAGUAAUUUUUUUGUCCUAUCUUGGAUCAGAGAGGAAACAGGGAAAUAAAUCUGGUUCCAACUGGAGAACUUAGAUUCACGAGAAGUUAUCUGAGAGUUACUGAUUCUCUGUCUCUGCAGGACUGGGGAUAGAAGGUUUCAUUCCCCUGUUUCACUUUGGUUCUGCUGGCAUCUAACAGUCAUCUCCUGUACCAGUGCUAACUGCAGUUGUCCUGAAAAAAUGUCCAUCAGGGGACUGAAGAAGAAGCAACCUAAGACUUUUAAAGUGAAAGUUAUAACAAUGGAUGCUGAAAUGGAGUUCAGCUGUGAGAUGAAGUGGAAGGGAAAGGACUUGUUCGACUUGGUGUGCCGAGCAUUAGGACUAAGGGAAACUUGGUUUUUUGGCUUGCAAUACACAAUAAAAGGAAUGUACACCUGGUUAAAGAUGGAUAAAAAGGUUUUGGAUCAAGAAAUCCCCAAAGAAGACCCUGUUAGCUUUCGGUUUUUGGCUAAAUUUUAUCCAGAGAAAGUGGAAGAGGAGCUAUUACAGGAAAUUACCCAGCAUCUAUUCUUCUUGCAGGUUAAGAAACAGAUAUUGGAUGAAGAAAUCUACUGCUCUCCAGAGGCUACAGUUUUAUUGGCUUCUUAUGCUGUGCAGGCUAAGUAUGGUGACUAUGACCCGAAUUUUCAUGAGCCAGGCUUUCUUGCCCAAGAAGAGCUGUUACCCAAAAGAGUCCUCAGGCAGUAUCAGAUGACAGCAGACAUGUGGGAAGAAAAGAUAUCAGCUUGGUAUGCAGAGCACAGGGGUAUUGCCAGGGAUGAAGCAAAGAUGAACUAUUUGAAAAUUGCUCAGGAUUUGGAGAUGUAUGGUGUCAAUUACUUUCCUAUUGCUCAAAAUAAGAGUGACACAGAUCUCCUACUUGGAGUUGAUGCUAAAGGUAUUCACGUCUACAGCAUAAAUAACAGGUUCUCUCCAAAUAAGUCUUUUGAAUGGAGUGGUAUCAGAAACAUUUCCUAUAGUGAGAAAGAGCUAACCAUUAAACCUCUUGAUAAAAAAGCAGAAGUUUUCAAAUUCUUUUCCUCGCAGCUCAAAGUGAACAAACUGAUUUUACAGUUGUGCAUUGGAAACCAUGACUUGUUCAUGAGAAGGAGAAAAGUGGACUCCAUCGAGAUCCAGCAAAUGAAAGCUCAGGCCAGGGAGGAAAAGGCUAGAAAAAAAAUGGAGACUCAAAGGCUGGCCAGGGAGAAGCAGCUCCGAGAAGAAGCAGAGCGAGCCAAAGAAGAGCUGGAAAGGCGCCUCUUCCAGAUGGAAGAUGAAGCCAGGCAAGCCAACGAGGCACUGCUCCGGUCCCAGGAAACAGCAGAGCUGCUGGCCGAGAAAGCUCAGAUUGCAGAAGAAGAGGCCAAACUGCUGGCCCAGAAUGCUGCAGAAGCUGAGCAAGAGCGGCAGAGGUUGGAGAUCACAGCACUGAAAACCAAGGAGGAGAAGCGUCUGAUGGAGCAGAAGAUGCGGGAGACAGAGCUGAUUGCAGUAAAACUGGUGAAAGAGUCGGAUCGAAGAGCCAAAGAAGCUGAACAUCUAAAACAGGAUCUGCAUGAAGCCAGGGAAGCUGAACGAAAAGCAAAGCAGAAACUUCUGGAUGUAACUAAGCUUAAUUAUCUUCAUGUGGCCCGGUAUCCUCAUCAUUCACCUGCUGACACCAGAGAUGUCAACUUUGACAAAGGAUCUGUAAAGAUGGAUUUAAAAGAUGUAGAUCUGAAGAGACUGUCCUUUGAGAUAGAAAGAGAGAGGUUAGAUUACUUGGAAAAGAGCAAAAAAUUUGAAGAUCGAUUGAAAGAGCUGAAGUCAGAAAUCCAUGCACUGAAACUAGAGGAAAAACAAAAUGGGCUCUACUCUCACUGGAAUGAAGUUCUUGGAUCCUUGGAUCGUUCAAUAGGAAAUGCUCCCUCAUGGAUGAAAACCUUUGGAGCUGGAGACUUGUUGGAUAUAAAUCUUGGAAAGCCCUUCCCAGCUUAUCCAUUAAAUGCCACAAGCAGCUGGCCAUGUACCAACAAGAAUCAACAUACAGUGCCCGUGGAAAAGUCAACUUUUCAAACAAAUACCUUGGUUGCCAGCAAUGUGGGGACAGGAACUAGAAAACAGAUUAUAAAGGUUCAGCAGCAAGACUCAGACGUGAUCUACAUUUGAAGCGUCUCAGCGAUUCAGUAAUGCUUUCAUCAAGAAGUGAAUAGGCAGAACUUCAGCGUAAUCCAUUUGGCUGCCACAAGUUACUUACACAAAACCACUACAUAACUUUAGCUACUCUAUGUCCGCAUCAAAACAUGUCCUGUAAUGAGAGUGUGGUGCUGCUCAGCGUCCAGAGAGGCAGCAUCUGCCUAUAGCACUGAAAAUGACAAGCAUCUUUCAUAGUGGCAAACGUGAAAUAAUAUAGGAGCCAAGUUACAUCAUGUGUGUUUCGUGAGAAAACAUUUUACAUUUAAAAUGCCUUUUAUCCUAAAGUGCUUUUUAAACUACAGAGCACCACUGAAAUGCAGGACCCUUUAAAGCCAAGUGUAGCAAAUAGUCAGUGGAACACACUGUGGGAGGAGGAGAUGUUUGGGAAAAUUCCUGCUUUUAUAAAAAAAACUUACACAGAGCACACAUGACUUUGUGGUUUUAAGUCUUAGCAGCUGGUGGGACACUUCUAAAGCCUGUUUCAGCAUAGUUGUUAGUCCACAGAACAUUUUUCACUUAUCCCUAAACAUAACAGACUGUCCAGAUACUUGACUUGUAUUUCUAUUAGAGACAGUUUAGCUCUUAAUUCUAAAUUUAGGAUUGGACAGGCUUUUUUUGUAGGUCUUAAUACAUCUAUUUUGAUGUCUCAUGGAGAUAUGAAUGAAUCCUUAGUGUGGAAGUGCAAGACUUCUGUUUCUAUAUGGUUUUUGUGAUAGUGUGGAAUACCUUUGCUGCUGCCACCUGUAGAAGACUGUAUAACUUACUGUCUCAGAGAAAUUUUAAGUACUAGAGACAAAGGACACCUAACUGGUAUCUGCUAAAGAGGGACUUGUCUCUGAUGAAGACUAAACAUGGUAUCCACCACCCAGCAUCUACUUUAUCAGUAGAACCACUUUAUACUUGAGGAUGUUGUGCAUUAAAUGUAUAUUUAACUGAGAUCUUCAUACAAA